This is a messenger RNA of Exaiptasia diaphana, 2760 nucleotides long. RefSeq names its product octopamine receptor beta-2R-like. Gene Ontology annotation, biological process: chemical synaptic transmission; G protein-coupled receptor signaling pathway, coupled to cyclic nucleotide second messenger. The record is from RefSeq and is a predicted model, not a curated record. Gene Ontology annotation, cellular component: dendrite; membrane. Lineage: Eukaryota; Metazoa; Cnidaria; Anthozoa; Actiniaria; Aiptasiidae. The transcript has 3 exons. The coding region runs from base 760 to 1788 and encodes 342 amino acids. Gene Ontology annotation, molecular function: G protein-coupled serotonin receptor activity; neurotransmitter receptor activity.
UUCUUUUUCACUCACUCAGCUUGAAAAAUGAAAAGUCGCCAAAAUAUGUAAAGCUGUGUUCAUUUAGCUCUGCUUCGUGGCGCCAAACCUGAGCUAGGUGUGGACAUUAAGAAACAAGUGCUGGUUUAGUUGUUUUCAGAUCGUCUGAACCCAAAGAUUGUAUUUGACCACCACUGUACUUGAUUGCUAAUCAUUUGCCAUUUACCAUCAUCUGCCAGCACAUCAGACAAGUACUCGAAAAAAUAUCUUUCUUGGUAAAACAAUUAAUAUAGGAAAAAAGCCAACAGAUUGACAUCGAACAGAAAKUAGUUCUUUUCGAUCUAGAAGCUAUCAAAGAAACAAUAAAAAGCCGGAAAACAAGCAUCGCCUAAUCUUCAAAGAGUAAAGUUUUGUAGACACAGCAACAGACUAUAAAAUCAUUUUGAAAGUGAAAAAAGUACUCAGUUCUGUAGCGAUACGGUGGAAAUAUCAAAGAACUAAAGAUGGAAAAAACUGGAUGAGAAGAGAGAAAUGUUCAGUUACUGAUUUAAUAACAGAAAGACAAGACUUCACGCUGUGCAAUUGGCAAUCAUUGUCUAUUUUCUUCAGCCAGCGCAGUUAGUCUUCAAAUCGCGGAACAGGUGGAAGCCUUACUGGAAUCAUCUCAUAAAACCGAAGUGUAAACCUUUUUUUGGAAACAUACUAAUAACAGUCUUAUGAAAGUGGGAGGAAUUCAAWUUAUCACUUAAAGAUAAAACGGCACAGUUUGCAUCCCCCGCAAUGUCGACGGAACUCGUGGACCUCGUGCUCACAUCCAUGGCGAUGAUAACAAUCUCCGCCAUCGCCAUCGUCUCCAACUUAAUCAUCAUAAUCGCUGUACUUUGGAACAAACGCAUUCGCAGCGUUGCAAACAUUCUCUUCGUUAACCUCGCAGUCGCAGACUUCUUCCAAGGAUUCAUCGCCAUUCCCCUGAGGCUCGCGGAACAGCUCAACCAAACUGAUACCAAGCCCCUGAUACCGUGUUUAGUGGUAAUACCYCUGACCAUAUUCUUUUARAGCGCAUCGAAUCUAAAUAUUACCAUUAUAAGCAUUGACAGYUUUAUCGCGCUUUACAGGCCGAUGAGAUACAAGGUACUUGUAACUCCAUUUGUUGUGGGUUCGGUUAUAACAUUCUGCUGGGUUACGUCARUYUUUAUCGCCCUCAUACCUGUUGUAACAGGCUGGGGAGCAAAGGCCGACGCCCAUUUGACGAGCAUUUGUCUCUUCUCCACAACUCUACGCAAGGAAUAUCUAUUUAUGCUAUUCUCGAUAAUAAACUUCGCAGUGCUCGCCAUACUAUUAAUAACCAAUGUAUUCAUACUCAAGACUGCACAGAACCACGUACGACGAAUACACAUCGCGCGAGCACCAACACAGGAAACCCAAACAGACAAUAUGUCAACAAUUAACCUCACUCAGACCUUUGAYGACGCGUUUAGUCCAAGAAGUUCUGAAAAAUCGAAAAUAUCAUUUGCGUCGUUCAAGAAGCGCAUACCAAGCCGAGCUGGACGUGAUCGAAAAGCRACCAAGGUUGUUCUKAUCAUCGUUGGGRUAUUCGUGGUGUUGACUGUACCUAUAACGAUUAUUGACRUGCUAGGMGUUUUUGAAGCGAACGUUAACGUACCUUUGGUYGUGAUKAAGAUUGCUGUGUUCAUGGUGUACUUUAAUGCUUGUAUAAAUGUGUUUAUAUACGCUGGUUACAACCAGGAGAUGAGAGAUACCUUUAAAAUUAUGUAUCUAAAAACUACAUUGUAUUUGAAACGACAUUGAAUGGAUUGAUUGACAAGCAGACAAACAGACACACAGUGAUGAGAAAUACACUUAAAGUUAUAUAUAUUAAAGUUGUGCUAUUCAAACUGACGCCAUUGUAAAUGGACAGAAGUGCACAACUAUAGUUAUGCAUCUGAAAUGGAUAGAUAGCGACCAAAGUCAGAGUGUUAUAACAGAAAUAGGCUGUCCAACUAGCUGAAUGGAUAGAUUCAAAGAUCGACACACAAUGAGGAAAAAACCUCAAAUUGUGCUAUUCAAAGUGAUGAUUGUAAAUGGAUAGAUAGCGACCAAAGUCAGAGUGCCAUUUUAACAGAAAUAGAAACUAUCUGGACUAUCUGUUCUAACUACAGCAAUCGCUAUAUAGGCCUGCCUACAUUUGCUGUAAGCGAUUUCUGUCCUAUUUGAUUUUUAAUUCAAAUCAAAAACUUACUUUGGCAGUUUUGAAAAACUUGAAAAGAGAAUCGUUUCAACAGGGUUAGUGAUGUCUUUUAAAAACGCCAAUUCAUAAAAUGACACACAUUUUAAUGAAUAAGUCAGAAAAUAUCAUAAUAUACUGACUAAAUACUGAUUAAAUACUGUCUGAUGAGUGCGUAGCACGAAACUCGGAGUUACAGCAAAAUCUUGCCUCUUUGAUAUUAUAUAUAUAAUAUACUGACUAUAUAUUGUGUGUGCAAGCGCCCUGACCGCCAUUUUGAAUUUCAUCAUCCGACAUUUUAAAUUCAUCAAACGCCAUUUUAAAUUGCAUUGGCCGCCAUCUUGAAUUUCAGCGGUCGAAAAUCUAGUGUUUUUGUUGUAGAAAAGCUAUGGGAUUCCCAACGAACAAAACAGAAAAAUUAUAAUUUGUAAAAUAAAAAUAAUAAGCCUGUAUUUAAGCAAUUAUGGACUAUGUAAAUACAUGUAUUGUAAUGAUGUUAAUAAGAUUAUAAGAUAAAAAUUAAGAUAAUAAUAUUAUAGUAUACUUAAGUGAAAUAA